AUGAAUAAUGUUAUGCUCCCAAGCCUUCCAGCACUCUUAGGGACGAAAAACAUGAUUGAACUUGGUUCCCUCUCCUUCAAUAUUAGCCAUGUUACAGUUCUGGACUCCCUCUGCAAUCCAAGCACAACUGAUGAAAAGUUACUGGCUAAUGAAAUGUCUAAGCAUUUGACUUCAAUAACUGCUUUGAGCAUUUCUCAUGUUGAAAAACUGGCGUUCCUACCGACAUGGUUUACUCGAGAUUUGACGGGACUCGAGAAAUUGGACAUUAGUAACUGCCAAGAACUCACAACAUUGUGGCAGAAUAAGGUGAGAAUACAAGUAUGUCUCCCUUCUCUCUGCCAUUUGAAUAUUUCUCAUUGCCCCAAACUCGUUUGCUUGUUUGAAGAAGAGCAAGAAAAAAAAGGAGAAGGUUUGAAAAAGCAGCAACAUGAGGGGCUGCCUUGCAUGACGAGACUGGAGUGUUUAACAAUUUAUUGGUGUGGAAUACUGAAGAAACUGCCACAAGAUCUGCACACAUACACAUCUCUUGGGGUGCUUAGAAUCUGCAAUUGUGCAAGUCUGAUCUCUUUUCCAAUGAAAGGUUUGCCAUCUAUGCUGAGAGAACUUGGGGUUUCAGGGUGUGAUGCUUUGGAGUCCCUACCCGAGUUGAUGACACUCAAUAAUCUGCAAGAGUUGAAGGUUUCUUACUGUGCAUCACUCACAUAUUUAUUGUCAAGAGGUGGGCUACCAUCCACACUAAAACAACUUGGGAUUGUGCAUUGCAGCAAUCUGGAGUCACUUUUUGCAGAGAAAGGGAUCAAAAUUGAUUGUCCAUCUCUUGAAACUAUUGCAAUUGAGUAUUGCAGCAGUCUCAAAUCUUUACCUGAAGUCAAUAAUCUCAGGAAUCUCAGUCAAUUGCGGAUAUACUAUUGUUAUAAUCUGGAGCCCCUGUCACUUGGUGGUCGUGAUGAGAACAACAACAUCAACCAACGCACUUCGCUUCAAAAGCUGUGUUUAGUUGAUUGCAGAGCAGAAAUGGUCUCCUACUUUGUGAAGGAAGGGAGUUUCCCCACCAACAUCACUUCACUUUCAAUCGGGAGGUUCAGAGUGGACGACGUGGGUCAACUUCCAGUUCCGCCUCCAUCUCCAUUAGAGUGGGGUUUGCACAAACUCUCUUCUCUUUCAACACUCCACCUUGAAGGCGGAGGUUGGCCGUGGGGAGAUACGGUGUCCUUUCCAGAAGAAGGGAUGUUCCUGCCCACCUCUCUCAUCAAUUUGACCAUCCAACAUUUCCCAAAUCUGGAAAGACUCUCUUAUGAGGAGUUUCAAAACCUCACCUCUCUUGAAAGACUUGAUAUCUCGAGUUGCCCUAGGCUCGCGUCCUUUCCAAAGGAAGGGUUGCCUUCCUCUCUUUUGCAUCUAUGGAUCUAUGACUGCCCUGAGCUUGCGACCUUUCCAGAACAAGGCUUCCCUCCCUCGCUUUUGUCACUGGAGAUCAGCGGAUGUAAUCCAAUACUGAAACAGAAGUGUGAAAAGGGGAAACAAUAUUGGCCCAUCAUCCAAUACAUUCCUGUACUAUAUUUGGAAGUAUAA
Molecule: messenger RNA, 1572 nt
Organism: Camellia sinensis
Lineage: Eukaryota; Viridiplantae; Streptophyta; Magnoliopsida; Ericales; Theaceae
Source: RefSeq, a predicted model, not a curated record